Molecule: messenger RNA, 1107 nt
Organism: Penicillium crustosum
Lineage: Eukaryota; Fungi; Ascomycota; Eurotiomycetes; Eurotiales; Aspergillaceae
Exons: 2
Coding region: 1-1107 (368 amino acids)
Source: RefSeq, a predicted model, not a curated record
AUGGUCGAACUCAUCAACCCACCCGAAACUCGCGAACUCCUCCCUCCCCUCCUCGCAUGCCUCCCACUAGCCUUCGUCUCGCCCCGCGCACCCCCAGCUCUGUUACCACUUCUCUCUCCUAUUCUGCGCCAACGAGUUGGAGUUCUCAGUUCGCUAUCCACAUCUUCCACUGAAUCAUGGCUGCAGCUACUGUGCUGGGAUGCUGGGAAAGCAGAGCGACUGCAGAGGGUCAUUGACGGCGCCACAUUUGAACCACACCCCGUAUCGGGCGAAAUCGAGCUUCCGGAUGAACUUCCGGUGACAUACAAACGGAUCGACGAUGAGACUCUCAAAGCACAAGUUCCACUUCCUGAAUACAGUUUGAUGGUGACGAGGAGGGGAGGUGGCCGUGGCUGGCGAGUCGCAGAACUCUUGCCACGUGAGGGACCUGCUGAGGAUGACGAUACCUGGGCUUCCUCCAUCAGUGAGGCCAAUGUUCAGGCAAAGGAUCAGCUCCUGAAUGAGACGCUGAAGGCUGCCGAGGAGGAGAAAACCCAGGAGAACGGCAUGGAGGAGGACGACGAUGACGAUGAUUACUGGGCUCAGUACGACUCCACACCUGGAGCUAAGACCCCCGCGCCACGUGCUGGUUCAUCAAAGACGGGUCCAUCUGGCUUAUCUGAGCAGUCCUAUUUCUCGCAGUACGGCGAUGUGCAGCCGGCUAUGGAUAAUCAUGAUCCCGCGGAGGAGCAACCUGAGGUUGGUCCGUCAUCGCUCAACGGAGAUAUGCUGGCCAAUCUCUUGCGACGACAGGUGAACGGAGUCAAUUUAGAAGACGAGCCUCGCACCAACGGAUAUUCCCCAGACCAUAUCCCCAGUGAUAAGGCCGCACAAGAUUUGAGCCACCCGCGGCCAGCCUCUGCCUCUUCCAAUAGCUCUCAUGCUAUUGCCAAACUAGAGCACGAGGCAGAGAGCCAGUCCACUUAUGAGGUGGGAGUGAAGCAACAUAUCGGUACGAGCAUCAAGAGUUUGUUCCGCUUGGCAAAGGCCACUGGAAUGCCCCGAGCGGAGUUCCAGGCUUUGGUCUCGAUGGAAUUGGAGCUUUUGAAUAUUACGGACGAUGAGUAA